Molecule: messenger RNA, 1376 nt
Organism: Paramacrobiotus metropolitanus
Lineage: Eukaryota; Metazoa; Tardigrada; Eutardigrada; Parachela; Macrobiotidae
Product: serine/arginine-rich splicing factor 1B-like
Exons: 5
Coding region: 156-962 (268 amino acids)
Cellular component (GO): cytoplasm; ribonucleoprotein complex; nucleus
Molecular function (GO): mRNA binding
Source: RefSeq, a predicted model, not a curated record
UCGUUGACUUUGAGAAAUCCACAGAUUUUCGUUGAUUUCACUUUUCAGGAUUUGUGACAUUUUCGCCAGAAAUCGUUUAGUAGAGUACGAAAUCCCUUUUGUCGUUGAAGUAGAAAUUGUCAAGGUUUAUUUGUAUCUCAUCAGUUGAUCGCAAAAUGGGUCGUGGUGGUAAACGAGUUUACGUUGGGAAUCUGCCAUCGGACGUGAGAGAAGGCGAUAUCCGAGACUUUUUCCGCAAAUAUGGAAAAAUCGUCAACAUGGAGCUGUUCAGUAAGCAGAACGGGCCGCCGUUUGCUUUCGUGGAGUUUGACGAUUCACGGGAUGCUGAAGAUGCCGUACACGAUCGGGAUGGGUAUGAUAUGGAUGGGAACCGCGUGCGUGUGGAGUUUCCCCGGGAGCAUCGCGGCUCCGACGGCGGACGCUUCGUUAAUUCGCGUUCAGGCGGCGAUCGCAACUAUCCGUCACGCAACAACUCCAGCCGAUAUGGGCCACCACGCCGCUCCAAAUACCGUCUGCUGGUUUCAGGUCUGCCCAAAUCCGGCAGUUGGCAGGAUCUGAAGGAUCAUAUGCGGGAAGCGGGCGAUGUCUGCUAUGCGGAUGUCAAUAAGGACGGCACCGGCAGUGUGGAGUUUGUCCGUCGUGACGACAUGGACUACGCCAUCAAGAAGCUGGACGACACCAAGUUCCGAUCUCACGAGGGAGAAACAUCAUACAUCCGCUUGAAGCCGGCGGAAGGCGGCCGCGGCGGCAGUCAUUCCCGUUCGCGCUCCCGCUCCCCACGCAGCCGCAGCCGGACCCCCGUGCGCGCCAAACGCAACGACUCGCCAGCGCGCGGGGAUGAUGGCGCCGCCAGCGACCGCGACAGUAAGCGCAAGAAGGAGGCGUCGCGUUCGCGCAGUCGCUCGGCGCAUUCGCACUCGCGCAGCAAGACACCGGCGUCCCGCAGCAAGAGCCCGGCUUAAUGGGUGGACCACCAACAACUUCCACCUCCGGGCCACCACAUACAUUCACCUCUACUGGAUACGUCGUUUUACUAUCAGGAAAUUGUUGGUUGACGGGGAAUAUUGUCGCGCUGGCGAAUGCGUAUUGUUAAGGCAUAAUUGUGGCUGUUUUCGCUUUAUUUAUCGGUUGCCAUGUUUUUUCCUGCUGUAAUCAGGUCUCAUCGGAAAUGUUUGUUAACUUUUUAUGACGCGCAUCGUAAUGCAUAGCGGGUAUCCGCUUUUUGUUUGUUUUUGGUGGCGUCGUGGGAACUUUUAUGAGACUUCCAUUUCACUGCUGUAUAUUUUUAUGUAGUUGGCGUUUUAUUUUAUCCGUUUAUUUUGGAAUUUUGUGGAAGCAGUACAUUGAAUUGGAAUCAAUUAAACUGUUGGAAACGG